This is a messenger RNA of Balearica regulorum gibbericeps (East African grey crowned-crane), 465 nucleotides long. Lineage: Eukaryota; Metazoa; Chordata; Aves; Gruiformes; Gruidae. The record is from RefSeq and is a predicted model, not a curated record.
AUGGCUUACCUCAGCGGGAUUUCCGAGUUCCUCCAUGCUCCUUUCGUGUAUGACUCAGGACGGGACGGGUACAUCGACCUGAUGGAGCUGAAGCUGAUGAUGGAAAAGCUGGGAGCCCCGCAGACCCACCUGGGGCUGAAGAAUAUGAUCAAGGAGGUGGAUGAAGACUUUGAUGGGAAGCUCAGCUUCCGUGAGGUGAUGCUGAUUUUCCAUAAAGCCGCAGCUGGGGAACUCGAGGAGGACAGCGGCCUGUUGACUCUUGCGAAGCUCUCAGAGAUAGAUGUCUCCAUUGAGGGAGUCAAAGGAGCCAAGAACUUCUUUGAAGCUAAGGUUCAAGCCCUCUCUUCAGCCAGUAAGUUUGAAGCAGAGAUAAGAGCUGAGCAGGAUGAGCGAAAGCGGGAAGAAGAGGAAAGGAAACACCGCCGGGCGGCUUUCAGGGAGUUAAAAUCUGCAUUUACUCAGUAA